UCAUAUCCAUCACAAACCACAAGAACUUUUCAGUUUUCACCCUUUUCUCCUGCUCUACUCUCAUCUCUUCUCCGAUCAAGAAAAUAAAAUAAAAAAAAGUUAAAGAAAGAUUGUCAAAAAAUGUCAGGAGGGGUUGGUCCAGUGAGUGAGAUAAGCACCUCAAAAGAACAAGAAGACGAGGCCACGGUGAAGGAGAAGCAAGAGCACAAAGUAUUCAACAAACCAAAAAAAACCAACAGCUUCUCGUCUCUCCAACAACUCAACGCUCUGGCCGUGAUCAUAGUCCUCUCAGCCAGCGGCAUGGUCAGCAUCCAAGACUUCGCCUUCGUAGUCUUCACUCUUUUCUACAUGUACUUCAUCUCCAAGGUCGCUUUCCCCACCUUCUCUUCGUCAGCAGAGCCUCCCGUCUUCGGCGAAAAAAACAGAAUUUUAGGCCUCUACGUGUUCACCGGAGCCCUGAUCGGCCUAUUUCUCCCCAUAGCUUACAUAUUCGAAGGAGUCGUGGAGGGAGACAAAGAGGGUAUCCAGGCCGCUGUGCCACACGUGUUUCUUCUGGCGAGCCAGGUGUUUAUGGAAGGGGUGGCGUUUUCGGACCGGUUUUCGCUUCCUAUUCGGGUUUUCGUGCCGGUGGUUUAUAAUUCAGCGAGGAUUUUCACCAUCAUGGAUUGGUUGAGGACUGAGAUAUCGAAAGGGCACCGAGAGUUUAGUGGGAGCGAGAGGAGAUUGGUUGUUGGGAGAGGUUUGGCGGUGGCGAAUUUGGCGUUUUGGAGUUUUAAUUUGUUUGGGUUUUUGUUGCCUUUUUAUAUGCCGAAAGCCUUCAAGGCUUACUACGCUUCCUCGCCCGAGAUAAAGAAGGCAGCUUGAUAGUAUUAGAUUGAAAAUUAAAAACCGUGUAUCUACCUGGUUUUAGAGUUCUAGUUGUGUUUGUUCCUAAGAUAUGCAAUGGGAUUGUAAUUUUAGUGUUUCAUGGUUCAAUCAUGGCAAUAAUCCCUUGUUUUGGUCUUUUAA
Messenger RNA from Daucus carota subsp. sativus, 1008 nucleotides. RefSeq lists its product as uncharacterized. NCBI's taxonomy places the organism in Eukaryota, Viridiplantae, Streptophyta, Magnoliopsida, Apiales, Apiaceae. The transcript has a single exon. The coding region runs from base 121 to 864 and encodes 247 amino acids. The record is from RefSeq and is a predicted model, not a curated record.